Lampris incognitus (smalleye Pacific opah) is the source of this 2115-nucleotide messenger RNA. Its product is annotated as cytosolic phospholipase A2 gamma-like. Gene Ontology annotation, molecular function: calcium-dependent phospholipid binding; calcium ion binding. Gene Ontology annotation, biological process: glycerophospholipid catabolic process. The transcript is spliced from 17 exons. Lineage: Eukaryota; Metazoa; Chordata; Actinopteri; Lampriformes; Lampridae. The coding region runs from base 1 to 2115 and encodes 704 amino acids. Gene Ontology annotation, cellular component: cytosol; nucleoplasm; nuclear envelope. The record is from RefSeq and is a predicted model, not a curated record.
AUGGCACAGAUCAGGCUCGGGCAUACUCUCAGUGAUGGAGAAAAAGAUUUUGUUGCCAUCAGAAAGCGUCUUAUUCGACAAUGUCUCGCCAGGCACAAGAUUACAUGCACUUUGGAUGAGGUUCCCAACAUUGCCAUAAUAGGAUCUGGUGGAGGUGAGAGAGCCAUGUUGGGGCUGUUGGGCUCUUUGUACCAAAUGGGAAACGUGGACCUUCUGGACAGCGCCAUGUACCUAGGUGGGGUGUCAGGAUCAACAUGGUGCAUGUCCUCCAUUUAUGAGUGUCAAAACUGGUCCUCCUGUGUUGAGGAUGUGAAGGAUAAAGUUGUCAAGAGGAUUUCCUAUGACAGUGUCGGCAUGUUUGCAAGAGUGAAGAAGCUGGUGAACUAUUACCGCAGUAGAGACCACUUCUCUUUGACGGAUGUCUGGGCUGCGCUGGUUGUACCCUUAAUUGUAAAAGAAAUAGAUGAAACCAACCUGUCAAGACACCGGGCUGACCAUGACAAGGACCCAUAUCCCGUCUACACUGUGAUUGACCAGGACAGCAAAUAUAAAAAGUGUAAUAAAGAGUGCUUCUUUGAGCUAACCCCUCACGAGGCUGGAUACUCCAUAAACGGUGCUUUUGUGGACAUCGCCAGCUUCGGGUGCAAAUAUGACAAGGGUGUUUGUCAAAAGAAACAACCGGAAAUGGACAUGCUAUACAUUCAAGGUCUUUGUGGAAGUGCUCUUGCUGACAAGGAAGAGAUCCUGAAGAGUUUGGAUGAGUGGCUUGAGAGGAAAUCCGUCCAAUCUUCCCAUGGACCAGGACACGAGAGGUUGAUGAUGGAAAGAGAAGGUCUGGAUGUUCUCCGUAGCCUGGUGAAACUGAACCUCGACAUUUACAGUGGAAAAAACUGGAAACCUGGGUUGAGGAAAAUGAACUCGCACCUCCGAGGGAGGAUACACUUACGGGGUCACAUGCUACAAAUCAGCGAAGAUUUUCGGGGGCAGUCAGUCAAUGAAUACGUUGAGAGACUCAACUCGGAUGUGUGCCAGUCCUUUUUCCACUGGUACAAGGACUUGGAAAAUGAUGAACAUAAAGCUUUUGUAAAAUCCCUGGAGAAAGUCACUGAGAAGCCAUCGCAGAACGUCUUUACUCAUCUCCUACCGCACAACAGAGCAGCAGCUGUGGAGACUGCGCCACCUGCCAAGAAGAGAGACGUCCUGCAGGUUUACAUCGACAGGAUCAGACGUGAGUUGGACCAGACCGGUGUGACCAGUGACGGCCAAAGAGUGCUGCUCAUGACGGUGGAAUUAAUCCAGUGUGUCCUCAACGGUGAUGAGGGGACUGUUUUGGUGGGCAGUCUGAACAAGUUGCUUGAAGGAAAGAGGAAUCUCAAAGGUGAAGAAAUGGAAAUCAACGUGGCUCAGUGGACACAGGGCACGCCGAGCUACCGGGAGCAGCUCGCCCUGAUGCACACAUUGCACGUCUGCUUCUCCAUCUUUAGCUGGUUUGACGACCUGAUAUACGAGAUCUGGAAAGGAAUCGUGUGGUCCAUAAAGAAAGUGGUUGAGAAAUUACUGAACGGGACCUGGAUUUGGGGAACCACUUACAAUUUCUUGUAUAACAUAAAAGUUGAGAAGCUGGAUGAAAGGAUCCAAACAAAUCCCAUACGGCACUUUGAGGAUGCCGGCCUUCUUCUGAACUCUCCAUACUUAUGCAUGCUGAGGCCUGAGAGAAAAAUAGACCUCAUCAUCUCCUUUGACUUCAGUCAAGGGAACCCUAUGGAGACGGUGGAGGAAGCAAGUACCCGGUGUAAGAUGAUGAAGAUCCCCUUCCCGGAGGUUCACACCGGCAGUAACGACGUCACUGCACCGAAGGACUUCUACGUGUUCAAGGGCACCGGCAGAGCCCCGACAGUGAUCCAUAUUCCUCUGUUCAACGUUCAGAAUUGUGGUAAUCAGCUGGCCUGGUGGCAGCAGCAGUACAGUACGUUCCAGGGGGCGUAUAGCCCAGACAUGGUGGAGAAGUUGGUGGAGAAGGCGGGGGAAAACGUCAGAAACAACAAGAAGCGCCUUUUACAGGAGAUCAAGUCCAUCAUCAGCCGGAAGAAGGCCGCAGCUGCAGCAGGCCAGUGA